AUGGAGAAUGUAAAAGUGUCUUUGAUCAGUUUGGAAGAAGCAAAGGUUGUUACACUGAAUUCUCUCCCCUUUCAUCUCCCCCCCCCCCCCCCCCCCCCCCCCCCCCCCCCCCCCCCCCCCCCCCCCCCCCCCCCCCCCCCCCCCCCCCCCCCCCCCCCCCCCCCCCCCCCCCCCCCCCCCCCCCCCCCCCCCCCCCCCCCCCCCCCCCCCCCCCCCCCCCCCCCCCCCCCCCCCCCCCCCCCCCCCCCCCCUCCCCCCCCCCCCCCCCCCACCCCCCCCCCCCCUCCCCCCCCCCCCCCCCCCCCCCCCCCCCCCCCCCCCCCCCCCCCCCCCACCCCCCCCCCCCCCCCCCCCCCCCCCCCCCCCCCCCCCCCCCCCCCCCCCCCCCCCCCCCCCCCCCCCCCCCCCCCCCCCCCCCCCCCCCCCCCACCCCCCCCCCCCCCCCCCCCCCCCCCCCCCACCCCCCCCCCCCCCCCCCCCCCCCCCCCACCCCCACCACCCCCCCCCCCCCCCCCCCCCCCCCCCCCACCCCCCCCCCCCCCCCCCCCCCCCCCCACCCCCCCCCCCCCCCCCCCCCCCCCCCCCCCCCCACCCCCCCCCCCCACCCCCCCCCCCACCCUCCCCCCCCCCCCCCCCCCCCCCCCACCCCCCCCCCCCCCACCCCCCCCCCCCCCCCCCCCCCCACCCCCCCCCCGCCCCCCCCCCCCCCCCCCCCCCCCCCCCCCCCCACCCCCCCCCCCCCCCCCCACCCCCCCCCCCCCACCCCCCCCCCCCCCCCCCCCCCCCCCCACCCCCCCCCCCCCCACCCCCCCACCCCCCCCCCCCCCCCCCCCCCCCCCUCCCCCCCCCCCCACCCCCCCCCACCCCCCCCCCCCCACCCCCCCCCCCCCACCCCCCCCCCCCACCCCCCCCCCCCCCCCCCCCCCCCCCCCCCCCCCCCCCCACCCCCCCCCCUCCCCCCCCCCACCCCCCCCCCCCCCCCCCCCCCCCCCCCCCCCCCCCCCCCCCCCCCCCCCUCCCCCACCCCCCCCCCCCCCCCCCCCCCCCCCCCACCCCCCCCCCCCCCCCCCCCCCCCCCACCCCCCCCCCCCCCCCACCCCCCCCCCCCCCCCCCCCCCCCCCCCCACCCCCCACCCACCCCCCCCCCCCCCCCACCCCCCCCCCCCCCCCCCCCCCCCCCCCCCCCCCCCCCCCCCCCCCCCACCCCCCCCCCCCCCCCCCACCCCCCCCCCCCCCCCCCCACCCCCCCACCCCCCCCCCCCCCCCCCCCCCCCCCCCCCCCCCCCCCCCCCCCCCCCCCCCCCCCCCCCCCCCCCCCCCCCCCCCCCCACCCCCCCCCCCCCCCCCCCCCCCCCCCCCCCCCCCCCCCCCCCCCCCCCCCCCAUCAUUCAAGUUAAAAUUCUACCUGCUACAGGGAGCCUUUCCCAAUCCCUCUGUUCUGUGAUUGGGUAUAGGCUAACUUUGGGAUAUCAGGAUGGGGGCUACAUCCGCAAAACAGCACCUCUGAUCUACCCCUUGAAGUCCAAGGUUCUGGCACGAGCCCACACCUCCCAGAAUCUGCAUCCGUCCAAGCUGAGUGGCACCACUGAAGGCCAGUCCUUGCAGGGAGAAGAACUAGUGAGAAUUCCCCUUCUACCCCAGCUUGCUGCUGGUGUCCCGACAGAGAUAUUUGGCCAGGAGCCUUUGGAUCAGGGAGGAGCUGGGCCUUUGCACUGUAAAAUAGCCUAUAUCUUGGAGAAAUUUCUAGCAUACUAA
Molecule: messenger RNA, 1755 nt
Organism: Monodelphis domestica (gray short-tailed opossum)
Lineage: Eukaryota; Metazoa; Chordata; Mammalia; Didelphimorphia; Didelphidae
Source: RefSeq, a predicted model, not a curated record